Molecule: messenger RNA, 5952 nt
Organism: Paramecium sonneborni
Lineage: Eukaryota; Ciliophora; Oligohymenophorea; Peniculida; Parameciidae
Source: the annotation of a GenBank genome assembly
AUGUUAAAGCAUUUGCUAGUGGCAUGGCUGCUAGUCAGCGUGUCUUUACAAUUUAAGACAUCUACAAGAACGUAGAUAACACCUUUGGAAUCAAUUUUAUCUAUUGAUCCCUCUGGAUGGACUUGUGAAAGUCCAAAUUACAAAGAAUAAUUGGGAGCACAGCAUGACAUUGAUUAAUGGAUAGAUAUAGUCAAACACAAGGAUGGAUUUGAUGGAGAUUUGUAGGUUUUGGCUAUGGUCAAAGCUUUGGUUGAUAGAGUUUUGUUAACAGUCUAACACAUUUAAGGAGAGUCAUUUAUUCAAGUUAAGUAGUUGCAUCAUUAGAUUUCAAAGCAUUUCAAAUCACUAUCUCAAAUUGAAUCGACAUCUUCAUGGUAUGAUAUAAACGAUAUUUUGGGAUAUUUGGAAGUACUCAAUAAAGCAAAAAGUAUUCAUUAUUUUUAUAUGUAUUAGGUGAAGAAGACAAGUUGUAGUUGGCUUAAACUAUUGCUACUAAGAUUUCAGAGUUGAUUUAACAAAUAACAGAAAUCUAAUUAUAAUUAAAUACUAUUCCAAUUGAUAUUGAUUAACUUUAUGAUCUAGCUACAAGAGUUAAUGAGAAAACAUCUUAAUGUAAAGAUUAUUGGGCAGAUUAAUUGGAAGCUGAUGCUAAAGCUGAAGAAGAAGAAAGAAGAAAAGAAUAAGAAUAAGAAGAAGCCAGAUUAAGAGCAGAAGAAGAAGCUAGAGCAGCAGCUGAAGCAGCAGCAGAAGAAGAAAGAAGAAGAGAAGAAGAAGCAAGAGAAUUAGAAGAAUUAAAAAAUAGAGUUGAUAUCACUCCUGAAGAAGCUGAAUUAUUAGAAUAAGAAGCUGAAAAAGAAUUAGAAUUAGCAGAAGAAUUAGAAAAAGAAGCAGAAUAAGAAUUAGAUGAGGCAAAAUAGGCAGAAUAAGAAGCUGAGACAGAAGCUGAAAGAGAUGCAAGAGAGGCAUAAGAAGCAGCUGAAAGAGCAGCAGCAUCAUAAUAAGCUUUGGAGGAUGCUUAAAAUAGAGAAGAGGAAGCCUGUUUAGAUGCAGAUGAGGCUUAAAGAAGAUUAAAAGAAGCUUAGGAGGCUGCUGAAGAAGCAAAAAAAAGAGCAGAAGAGGCAUAAAGAUUAGCUGAUGAAGCUUAAAAAGCUAAAGAAUGUGAACCAGUACCUGAACCAAUAUCAGAAGAGGAAGAAGAAGAAGAAGAAGAAUUUACAUGGGAAUCAGAAGAAGAAGAUGGAUGUGGAGAUGAUGUAUUAGAAGAUUUAAUUGAUACAUUAAUUGAUGCAGCAACAGGACCUAGUGCUUAUUAACCAAGUUGCGGAUAUCCUGGAUGUUAAGAAUAACCUAUUAUUAUUAUUGUUGAAGAUGAUGAAGAUGAACCUAAACCUUAACCAUAACCAGAACCUUAACCAUAACCAGAACCUUAACCUGAACCAGAAGAAGAACCAGUUGAAGAAGAACCAGUUCCAGAUGAUGAGGUUGUUGAAGAACCAGAGGAAGAAACAGAGGAAGAGGUAGAAGUUGAACCAACACCUGAUGAUGAUAAAAUUGUUGAAGAAGAAGAAAUUAUUUAUGAAGAAAUUUUUGAAGAAAUUUUUGAAGAAAUAGAUGAUGACGAUGAUUUUGGUAGAUUAGAGUUUGAUGAGCCAUUAGAAUAAAUUGUUUAUACUUUAGAUGAAAAAACUGAUAGUGUUGUUACUUAAGAAACAUCACCAUGGGAAAAAGAUGUUGAAGAUGGACCUGAUAGUAAAAUUAAAAAAUCUGUUGAAUAUAGUUAUGGUUUGUGGACAUACUUUAGAUAUAAUGGAAAAGUUAAGAUUUCUGAAAAGAAAGAAGUCUUAGCAGUAGGAGGAAUCAGUGGAGAUGAUACAAAUAGAUUACUUACAACUAUUGGAGAAGGAUUCUAUAAUUUCUAAGUAUUUGAAGGAGAUGUUGUUACUGAAUUAUAAUUAGAUUAUGGAAAGUAUUUAGAUGCUGAAUGGAUAUAUGUUUAUUUCGGAUAUAAAGAAGGUAAAGCUAAUGGUUAUAUCUAUUGGGGUAGAACUUAAGUGAUUAAAACUGUUACAUUCACUGUUACUUAACCAGCUAUUGUUAAAACUAUUAGAUUUUAAUCAGGAAUUUGGAGUGGAUACAAAGGAUUCAAUGGAGUCAUCACUAAUGUUAGAGUUGUCUUGAACAAGAAUUCAUUUGUAGAGACAGAGGAAGAAAUGAAGACACUCAUUGAAACUAAAUACACUGUACCAACAGAUCCAGAUUUGGAAUAUAAAGAAGAAUAACACUAUGAUAAGGUUGAAUAUGAUGGAUUAGUCACAGAACCUAAAUUCCAUUGGGAUUUGAAUGGAUAUAGAGAAUAUUCAGUAUCAACUUGGUUUAGAUAUGUCAGAAGAACUGAAAGAGCUCAUCAAGUUAUAUUUAGAUUUACAUCAAAUGAACCAGAUUCAGGAGUUGUUGCUCAUGGAGAAAAGACACUUUCUUUAUGGUAAACUGAAUAAAAUGAAUACGAAUUUUCUACUUAUACAGUUGAAGAGAAAGACAAGUUCAGUGAUAUUGUUGAAACAGUAACUAUUGAUUAAGAAUCACAAUAAUUAUGGACAUAUGCAUACUUUGGAUACAAUAAUGGAGAUUUCUAAUAUUAUAUUGAAUGGCCCGAAAGCAAAGCUGAAAAAUAAUUUAAAGGAUGGCAUGUUGUCGCUAAAUAUUGGGCAUUAUAUUUGGGAUAAGGAUUAAAGUAUUUCUUCCAUGGUAAAACAGCAUAUACAACAAUCAGAUUUGGAAAAGGAGCAUGGGGAUAAGCUACUGAUUUUGAUGAUUAUAAGAUUGGUAAGAUUAAAUUAUGGCCAGGAGUUUAAUUAAAGACAUAUGAAGCUAAAUGGAUGGAUCACAAAACAGAAUCUGAAUAUGAUACAUUACUUCAUGAUGAACCAGAUUGGGUAACAGAUGGUGUUUAUGAAUAUGGUUUCGGUAUGUGGACUAAAUUCUUCAUCACAAAUCCUUCUAGAAUUUAUGAAAAACCUGAACGUAUCUUAGUGGGAAGAUUAGGAUUCACAGAUUAAGAUGAGGCUGAAUUUGCUGUAUAUAUUGGAAAAGGAAACUAUGAAUUCUGGGCUAGUUCAUCAAGGCCUGUAAAUUAUGGAAAGAAUUUGGAUGGUUAUUGGAAUUACAUUUAUUUCAGUUAUUCGAAAUUGAAAUAAAUAGCAGUUGGAUAUGUUAAUUUCAAUAAAUUGAAGUAAGUAUAAAGAACAGUAUUUGAUCCAUUUGAUGCUGAUCCUGCUAACAAUUAUGUACGUUUUUAUGUUGGAUAAUGGAAAUCAUCAAGUGUUUAUGGAUUUAAUGGAAGAAUUGCUCAUGCAGUUGUCAGAUUGGGAAGAGGAUCAUUUAUAAAUGAAAUAGAUGAAUAUGAAACAUGGAUUGAAUAAUACAAGGUUCCAGUUGAUGAAGAAUUAGGAACUAAAGAUUAUGAAAUUUAAGGUGCUGAUAAUAAAGAUACUGAAAGUUAUGAGACCUUUGUUUAUGAAGAUGGAGCUAUCGAGACACAAUAAUAUUCAGUUUAUGGAUGGUUCAAAUAUUAUGGUAGUUUGGAUGAUACUGAAGCUCAAACAGUUAUUAGAUUAACCAAUAAUGAAGCAGCAUUUUUGAAAGACGCUGAUUUGUUAGGAGAUAGAACCUUAUCAGUAAUUCAAAAAGGUGGAGAUAUGGAAUUCGGAACAUAUGAUAUAGGUUUUAUUGAUACCGAUUUCACAGUGAAUAGAAAUACAAAUAUAGCAUUAGGAGAAUACAGAGGAAUUUGGAUGUAUAUUUGGGUAGGAUAUUCAAGAUAAGAUGAAUAUGCAGGUUGGUUCUUAGGUUUCCCAGAUAUUAGUAAAGGAGGUUUAUUAAAGAAGGUAUUGCAUUUUUCACCAAAAUAUUUGGCUGUAUAUUUCGGAAAGGAUGGAAUAAAUAAGAACUUUGUUGGUAAAUCGAGACAUGUUCAUGCUUGUUAUGGUAGUACAUAAUGUUGGCAUUAUGUUGACAAGGUAGAAGUAGAAGUUGAUCUUCCAGCAUGGAUUCCAUAUAAAUUAAAUAAUUAUUUUGAAUUCUUUGUAUAAAAUGAUGAUGAUGCUUUGAUUGUUGCAAAAGAUGAUUAACCAGCAUUAGAUGUUGAAUUUACAGAGAGCAAUUUCCCAGGAUCUGAUAUUGAAGCAAUAUAUGAAUAUGGUAUAGGUUUAUGGACAAGAUGGUUGAUGAAUUAUCCAUUCAUAUUAUUAGAGAAAGCUGAAUCUCAUUCAAUAUUUAGAUUCACUACAAAUGCUUAAUAUGAAGAUGCUGAAAAGAAUGGAGACAGAACUGUAUCAGCCUUUGUAGGAAGAGGAGAAUAUAAGUUUAGUACUUAUGAUGCUGUUCUUGAUAAGAAUGAAAUCACAACAGGAACUAAAUUUGAUAAAGAAUUGGAAGGAUAUUGGAAUUUCGUUUAUUUCUGCUAUAAGAGAAUGCCAACAGGACCAAAGGGUAUUGGAUAUGUUUAUCUUACUCAUCAAAAUGUUGUUAAGAGAGUUGAAAUUGAUAGUGCUAAACAUUGGUUAUUAAGAGAUUAUGCUCGACUUGUUAUAGGAAAGAAAGAGUUUGGACAUUCAGCAUUCUAAGGUAAAUUAUUUGAUCCAAGAGCAUUUUUGGGUAAAAGCAGUUACAUUGAUUCAAGUGAAGAUUUGUUGAAUGUUGUUGUUCCUAAAUUCAGACCUUAUCCACCAUAUAAAGAUAAAUAAGAUAAUGAACCUGUGUAAGUUGAAAAAGCAAAGAUGACUCAAAGAGUUUUCAAAUCUUAUGAAGAAAAGUACAGUGGUGUUUUUGAAUACAGUGUUUAUGGAUUUGCCAAAGGUAAUAAAUUAAAGAAUGUUACUGAAUGGACCUCACUUGUAAGAGUCACUCAAAAUACACCAGAUAUUUAAGCUGAUAAUGAUAAUGCAGGAGAUAGAACUCUUUCCAUCUUUAUUGAUAAAGGUGUCUGGUAUUUCAGUACUUAUGAUUAUGGAGAUAUUGAAACUAUAGAUGAUGAUUAAGGAUCAAGUAUAUUUUAUUAUUUAUAUUUUAGUUGACAAGAAAUUUGAUAUUGGUAAAUAUUGGGGCAAAUGGACUUAUUUCUACUUUGGAUAUUCCUUCCAUCUUAAAUAAGCUUAUGCAUAUAUUCGUUAAAUCGAUUAAACAUCUAAUUCCUACCUUUUUGAAGAUGUCUAUCAUUUUGUACCCAACUAUUUGAGUGUAUUCUUCUCUGAAGAUGGUUAUGGCAAAUAAUUUGAUGUAUUCAUAUUUCUUAUAUCCUUAGGGUGAAGCCUUUGAUUGGUAUUUGGGAAUAGGCGAUGGUGCAUUCACCACAACUCCAGAACCUAGAGAAUGGCCUGUUGAUCCUGCUCCUCCUCCAGAUAGAAUACUGUCUGCUCUACUUGCUAACCAAGGAUUUAACUCAGGUAGAAUUAUCAAAGGUGGAGCAACAUUCUUACAAGUUGAAGGAUCUGUCAAUUUAAUUUAAGAGAAUGAAGAAUGAUAUAAUAAAUCAUAAAUUAUUAUUAUUAUUUCAUAAUAAAUUCAUAAUUACUCAUCAUUAUCUUCUUUCAUUAAUUGUAUUGCUUGAGUCUUAAGUGCAUAUAUAAUUUAAUAGAAAUAAAUUUAAAAUAAAUAAACACAUUUAUUUAAUUUUUGCAUCUAUUUAUAUCAAAAAAUAGGUUUUCUUCAUUCAAGCAUUUAAAACUUAUGAUUCACAAUUAACCGUACUUCAAUUUCAUUUUGAUUUUAAUGCGAAUUAGAAAAAAAAAGUAUUUCAUUACUUCUUGAAAAUUCUUAUUCUUACUCAUAUUCUAAACUCAAACGAUUGGUAUCAUCUUCAACUCAAUUUAGUAGUGUAUUUGUAUACCGCUACUAAAUUUGGACUAGAAUUGCAAAUUUUAACCAUAAUGUUACUCUAAACAUACUUCGACUGAA